Molecule: messenger RNA, 3578 nt
Organism: Dermacentor silvarum
Lineage: Eukaryota; Metazoa; Arthropoda; Arachnida; Ixodida; Ixodidae
Exons: 7
Coding region: 68-1345 (425 amino acids)
Source: RefSeq, a predicted model, not a curated record
GAAUAAUAUCAGACGAAAGCUGCGUCUCGCGCUGUGUUCGAUGUAAACGCUACGCUUCGUGUCCUAAAUGGCGUCGGAAUCGACGAAGCUGGAGCAACUGAAGGCCAUACUGGCAAAAGCAAAAAGAUCCGCUGCAAGUGGCGUUAACUCGCCUAAUCAAUACACCACAAAUGCCAACGAUAUCAUCGGUUCGUCGUCGCCGGUAUCGCCGGUGAGAAAGACCGGCAGCAUACAAAACUGUCAACCGAUAGAAUCCAGGCUGCCACCAACAGACGGUGCAGGUGAACACGACCAGUCGCCGCAGCAAGCGACCAUGCACCAACUCUCGAACACCGAGCAGGUUGGGCUCAGCAAGCUCGACCGGCUCAAAGCCGUGCUCGAGGAAAGCAGGAGGAAGAAGGCGGCUAGCCCACAAAACGUACCGCCACCUCUGAUGCCGGCUUCCUGCAAAGAGGCACUGCCAAACUGCAUCAGACCAGUGGCCAGCAACAAGUGCCAUGAAAAGGACUCGGUUCAAAGUGUAGCAGUCCAAACUACAUCACCAGAACAGACGUCGGAGAAAGCGAAGCGGCUAAAGGAAUUGCUUGAAAGACAAGCCCGAAAGAAAGCAACCAUGCAUUUGCUGAGCUCGCCAACACCCCCAGUUCUGAACCAGGUUUCCAACCAUGGUGAAAAGGGCGCUGAAAACUCGUCGGGGGCCAUCCCAUCCUCCGUGCUCCACUCACAGAAGGACAGCGAGACCAGCACUGGUCAGUUUCCAUGCUCAAGGCUUCCAAUCGGCAUGCGAGUUGCGGUUGUCUUCCUCAGGCUGGGAGAGGAACAGAAGGUAAUCUACCUGCAAGAGGUGUCGGCUCUACGGGACCUUAUCAAAAUGGUGAAGUGUCUCAGCGCUGUGGCCUCCAAGGAGAGCCAACAUAUCGAGGAGCCCGUUCCAGGUGCCCUCGUUGCUGUUCUGCAUGGCAAGGACUCGACGUGGUACCGUGGACAAAUUGGCUCCGUUCACUGCGACGAAAAGGAUGCAGCAAGUGGCAAUGGGUCAAUAAAGAAGGUGCGGGUGUGGUUCAUUGACUACGGGCGCUGGGACGACGCACCUGUGAACUGCCUGCGCCCUCUGCCAGACACUUUCGAGCGGCUUCCCGGUUUUGCAAUUCCGGUCACCCUGCACGGUCUGCACAAGGUCCGGCUACCCAAGGACGUCGCGUUCGAGGGGAGUUUUCUCGACGCCGAGGUGGUGACCAAUAGCGAACAGCAGUCGGUCCGACUCUACAUCCGCAACGACGACCUUUGUCUGAACGACACGCUUGCCGUAUACGCAGAGUCCACCAGUGAGCCGUCUGCGGCAUGACAGCCAUGUUUGAGAUCCGCUUAGAAACUGUCUAAGCACUGCAACUCCACCUUCAGAAUUGUGCUUAGGAGAGGAAAAUGCAGUACUGUGAAGAGUCGCAAUGCAGUGUAAAUUAUUUUCUAUGGAUGCCUGAAAGGUGGUUGAGUGAGUUUCAGUGUAUAUUGCAUUAACAUGGCUUCUCCCUUUUACUUGCAAUGGCGAAUUUUAUACUUUAUGGUUUCAUUGGUUUGUAGAUCUUUUUGCGUAAAGUCUCUUUUCUGUCAAGUGCCUCCCAGAUGUCUAAGCAUAAUGUAUGUUGCGAUAAUCGGCGUUUGCAUUCGCUCGUGUCAGCUUGUCUCGAGCCUAUAUUUUGUCAUGUGUCUAAUCACAAAAAAUGAAAAGGGGAGAGGGGAAUUUGCAGAGAUAUGCACCAAAACCUCGGAGGCAACAGCCAUCAUUCGCUGAGUGCAUCGUUCACCACAGCAGAUGCAAAGACUCGCAGUAUGACUUUUACCUUGUGAAAUCACGCUUAGCAAACUGUUGCACUAUAAAAGAGAAGUGCCAGUUAACACAGUCAGAAAGCGAUAGCCGAUACCGUUCCACUUACUGUAAUUGUGUAGUACUGUGUUGUGCCAGUGUUUGUUGUGUUUUAGUUGAAAUAUAUUUUCGGGCAAGAGUCGCAGAACUAAAAAAAAUCGGAUGAGUAUGUCCUGGUUUAAAACACAAUCAUUUUUGUUUUGUCACUCUUGCCCUAAUAUGCCUUUAGUGUUUAUGUACAAUUUAAAUGUCUCACCUCUUUCGUUACCACUAGAAAUGUGCUCAUUUUCGAUGUCAUUAUGUUUAAAAUUUUUAUUUCAUGACCUCGUUGUUGCAACUUAUACUGCAAUGCAUAAAUUUAUAGCUUAUUGGUGUUUUGAAUUGGCACGUAGCAGUAAUAAUUGCUGAGACAAUUUUUUAGAAUCCUUAUGUGAAGCUUCAAAUAAGCACCUCAAGGAACACGAAUGAAAGUAAUAAUUUGCUAUUUUUAGUAUAAAUACUGAGUAAAAAAAAAAAUCUGAAAUAUGCAAAAUAUGCACCAGCUUCCUAGUUCCCAACUUUUGUAAGUCGAAUCACUCAUUAAAAUUCGUAUGAAGAUUUGUUGGCAUCAAUACUAGCUGUGGAGAUGCUGAUGCUGUGCGGGAAAGCAGUAGCUUCGCAAAUUUGAAAAUGGGUAAGCUCCUAUUGUACAGGGAGCAUUUGUUUUUACUGCAUGCUUUAAGCUGUGUGGUUAGUAUCGUGAGCGCUGAAGUGCUGGCAUUCUCAGGGGGCACCUGGGCCCCCAGUGCCCCCCCCUGCUCUGGAUCCGCCAGUAUCAUGACCGUCCACCGUUGUUGAGACAGUGUUAAAGCAGCUUAUAUGUUGGAUGAGAAAAUUGACAACCCGAAAGAAGCUUCUGUGUCUUCACUGCUGCUGUCAUUUAAAAAUUGUUGCCAAGUUUUUGCUAGGAACACUGUAGGCUAGUUUUGACGAUACCUCCAGUAAAAGCUUUAUUUUUUCCAGACUUCCCAAUCUGCCAAAAAUUGUAAAAUCUGGCAAAUAGCUACAGUUUAGUCAUAAUUUCAGACGGUGCAUGAUGUUGCAAGUAAAGGAAUUCUAUUAGAAAUGUUUAACAACCCAUUGAAAAACUAUCAAUUUCUAUAGGCACGCUAACAAAGGAGUUAAUUCUUGCUGUUAUGCUUGUGGUGCAUCAUGGUUGUUGAGUGGUUUUGUAAUUUUGAUAAUGCAUGCUGAAAGAUGUGUGUAUUGAUAAGUGUAAUGCGUGCCCCUUCUGACAAAUGUACACCUUUUUUUUCCCCCUCUUUUUUUUUUUUUUGAGGUGCAUGUUACAUCAUAACUUUUGGCAGUUCAUUAUAUAUAGUCUGCUGACAUCAUUCACUCAUUUCUCAUCCAAUUAAGAAUGCAUCCCUUAUCCGUAAAUGAAUUGGGAUUCAACUGCAGAUACUUGCCUUCGCAGAAGUAGCAAAUUCCAGCAUCGUUAAGUUGUGGUGGUGAUUGUAUAGCAUUGGAAAUGAGUUAAACAUAUGUGCAACAAUAACUGUCCCUCUAGGGCUGACGUCCAAGCAGUGUUCCUAUUGACACUCCAGGUGAUUUCUCGAAAAUGUCUAGUUUAUAGUUGUCUGCAGGUGGUACUGUUAGCGUUAUUGAAUACCCUUGUCCAGUCAGCAUGAACCUGUGAAUUUAAUGUACAGGAACAAAUAAAAAAUUGUAAAACUUC